AUGAACUCAUUUCGAUCAUAUGUUUGGGAUCCAGGACUGAUUAUCGCGCAGAUAACGUGUAUACAGGCAGCAUUCUACACGACUUAUUGUUUACUUAUAUUUCUGGCCUUUUAUAAAAACUGGUAUCCCAGUCUAGAAUAUGUAUUCUUGAAGCAGGUUACACUUCAUGGAACAGUUAUUCAAUUGUUCUCAUCUGCAGUUUGUUCUUUCAUAUUAUAUAAAGCUGUUGGACGCUCAAAACAGUGCUUGGAUUUUGCGUGUACUUUACAUUUUUGGCACUUUACUGCUGUUGUACUGUAUCAUAAAUCGAUCCCCACACAAAUUUUAUGGUGGAUUUUGCAACUUCUGAGUACAGCUCUGUGUACAUUAUUAGGUGAAUACCUUUGCUUAGAAGCUGAAUCUAAAGAUAUUCCGCUGCUAAAUGAUUCUGGGUAUGAAAUAUAG
Molecule: messenger RNA, 444 nt
Organism: Thelazia callipaeda (thelaziosis nematode)
Lineage: Eukaryota; Metazoa; Nematoda; Chromadorea; Rhabditida; Thelaziidae
Source: the annotation of a GenBank genome assembly